Lymnaea stagnalis (great pond snail) is the source of this 14736-nucleotide messenger RNA. The record is from the annotation of a GenBank genome assembly. NCBI's taxonomy places the organism in Eukaryota, Metazoa, Mollusca, Gastropoda, Lymnaeidae.
CUUUGUACGGGGAAAAUGGCAACUUUUGCCUUUAAAUCGAUUGUUCGCCUCUCUCGAUCUACGAAUAAUUUUCUUUCUGUACAUAAAAGGGCAAACUCAUAUUUUCCAAUAAAUGACACACUUUAUAGUUUAACAGAAGAGCAAAAACAGGUAACUUUUGAUUGUCUUUUUACCCAUAAUUUUAAACGUGAGUGAAGUUAAUUCAAAGCGACCUUUGACACUGCGCCUGACACUCGUAACUUAUUAAUUAUUACUAGUAGUCUAGACCAGUGCUACUCAAAGUGGUGGUCCGCGGACCGGUGCUGGUACGUGGCCAUCAUCCGCCGGUCCGGAGAGCAUGAAUAUUGAUGUUUAAAUAGAAAGAAAAUAUAUUUAAUAAAUCUGGCACCGGUCCCCGGUGCAGUUUCGAAACUUGUCCACGGGUCCGUGAAACUUAAAAGUUUAGGAAACGCUGGUCUAGACUAAGUAAGUAGUAUAGUACUAGUACUAGGCUGUACUAGAGCCAUUACUCAACUCGGUCUAAUUAAAAAUAAAAUGAUCACAACAUUCAUAGGUACCACAUUCAUAUUUAUUAUUAUUUAGAUACCUUACAGCCUUACAAAUACAAAGGUUGACAGGGUAAAUUUACACACUGGGUCCCCUCUUUUCAAGUGUGUGAAAGUGAAACUGUAUUUUUUGCACUAAUUUUUUUGAGAUGCCCUCUAUUAAAUUUAUGGCUAUAAUUAUUUAUGAUUGAUGAUUAUCAUGACAUGUCUCCUGUGGCAAAAUGUUUGAUGGCUACAUCAACAAAACAAAAAAAGAGAGACUGGGGUGAAAAUCUGGAGUUGGAGAGGAAAGGGUCAGGGAGACAGUGUGUCAGUGUAUUUUAGUUUUAGCUAACUUUAAAAAAUCGACACAACUGUAAAAUAAGGCUUGAUUAAGGGAAUAUCAUUCUGACGAACCUGAAUGCAAAUGUACUAAGCACAAAAGUCAGUAUCGCUAACUCAAGCGUAAUUUUUAAACCUACAAAAUUCAGUCCCCACUAACUCUAGCUUAAAUCUUCAACAUGAACCUUAAAAUCACAUGUUCGUGUGCUACAGAUUCACACUGUAACUGUAAUAGUAACUAAGUAAUGUAAUGAGAAAAUCAUAAAUUUGAAUAAAAAGAUUAAAAUUACUUUUGAAAUGCUCAAAAUAAUGAAAACCCAACUUACAGUUUCAUCGAAUACACCUUUUAUUAAACACUUAAUUACAGUUUCCAUUGAAAAUAAAAUCUCAAAGAUGUUAGAAAAUUCAAAAUCCAUUUUUCACAUGACAUCGGCAAAUAGCCUCAUUUUGAAAUAUUAUAAUUAAAAUAUAAUAAUUAAAAUAGCCUCGUUUUGAAAUAUUAUAGUUAACCUUGCUACAAAAUAUUAAUUUUUAAAAAAAACCCUUCAAUCAAAAACAAGCCAUAAUAUUUAAUAGAAAAAAUAAUAGUUACCUUUUUUAUCAAUCCACGACUUAACGAAGGGGAUUUGACUCAUCCAAAGAAAUUCAAGGGACUUGUAAGGGUUCGUCCAUGAAUUAUGUCAACAAAAUAAGGGGAGGGGCUUUGGAAAUGUUUGACUGUUGUUGACAAGGGGAAAAAAAGGGGGGGAGGGGGGGGGGUUAGAUUUUUUGACGUCAACAAUUUUGUUUUUUCUGUUAAAAUUUUAAUCUUUAAAAUUUACUGGUUAUUACAUUAUUUUAACAAAUUUAGUGAAAGAGGGAAAAAAGGGGGGGGGGGGGGGGGGGGGUUAGAUUUUUUGACGUCAACAAUUUUGUUUUUUCUGUUAAAAUUUUAAUCUUUAAAAUUGACUGGUUAUUACAUUAUUUUAACAAAUUUAAUGAGUGUAAAUUAAAAUAGUUAUAUAAUUUUUAAGCUUUUAACAAUAUAAGAUUUAUUUAAUGUGUGUGUGUCUGGUCACUGCAGAUGGCUGGUAAGAAUGUUAAUACACUUUGUUAGUGCUAGAGAAGUCAAAAGUUGGCCGUUGCCCUCUCUUGGCCGUUGGCCUCUCUUGGCCGUUGGCCUCUCUUGGCCUUUAGAUUCUGUUUGUUGCAAAUGACAAGUAAAGUGAGUAACAACAUCGCUGCUUGAACGGAUUUUCAAAAUCUGUAACAUCUAUUUUGCAUUACAAGUCAUGUUGAUAUAGCAAGUUCAACAGCACCGACAAUGCCAUUGACAAUGCAAAUAAAUAACCACCUGCUCCUCAACAAAAAAGGAUUCUACUAAUGCAAGUAGCUGCCAGGAGACAGCGAGAGAUUAUGGCCAUUAUUGCUCACAGUGACAAUGCUUCUAUUUUAAGUGCUGAAUGGUUAGAUAAGAAUGAUGUUGACUUGUCUGGUAUAUCGAUUCCGCAUUAUGAAAAAGAUAAAUCAGCUACUAUGCCCAUUAUUACGAUAGAGCAACACCUGGCUACUCCCUGGGAAUAUGAUAGCAGCUAGAAACUAUGCUUCAAUUGUCAGCUAUACUGACAAUAAUUACAUUUAUACUUCCGCAAACAAUGAUAAUUAGUCUUUAACAACCUUUAAUUGCUUCUACAUUAUAAAAUUUAAGUGUGAAAACUUUUUAACUUGUUGAUUAGCAAGCUAAAGAUAUAAUAAAAUGUUUUUCCUAUACUUUUGUGUAAUUAAAAUCAGCACAAAGUAAAAUGCAUUUAAUUUAUAUAUGUAUUUAUAAUAUAAUUCAUUGGGGGUAGGGGGUAUAAAAAAUGUUGACAUAAUUACUUAAGUGGGGUCACUGAGAGUUUAACGGGGGGGGGGGGGGAGGGGGGGGGUUUAAGUAGUAAAAAAAUACUUUAAAAUUUUACAAUUAAAUUAUAUAUAAAGUAUAAUAUAAAUGAUAUGAAGAGUCGAUUUUCCAAACGCGGUAUCCGCCAAUUUGAAAAAAAUUAGAUAACUGUACAUCCUUGUGGAGCAAACCAGGUUUCUUUUGGACAUGUUAAAGUUUAUCUACAAAACACAUUUUAAUACUAUAUUAUUCUAUGUCUAAAUAAUAAUUUUAUUUUCAAAACGUGGUGUGUAUUUUUUUUUAUUAUUAUCAAAAUGCUGUAUGUAUUUUCGGACCAAUGCGUGUGAUUGGAAAGCUAUUCUGCGCAUGCGCACUAAACAUCACGACGUGAAACAACAACAAACACAGUGCAUAACGACGGCCUUGAUGAAAGAGUUUUUUGUAAUAUAAAAUCUUGAAAAAGAAAGAGAUUUUUUAGUUCAACACGAGAAAAAGACAAAUCAUUUCGUCCUUCAAGCGGAGGAAAGAUCCCCUCGGUGACGUGUAAUCACGAUAAAUGGUUCUACAAGGUGAGCUACCAGUAACUUUAUUAAAAAACCAUUAAAUUUCAUUUUACAUUAUUAUUAUGGUUAUGGUAACUACACAUCAGAAGUGUUUUAAGGAAAUGAAAAUAAAAAGUUGCUUUACAGAGUUAGCUGUGUUAUUUAUUACACAUUCAAUCUUUUACAUGCAGAUCCAGCCAUGACAGAAAAAAAAGGGUGCUCAAGGACAGAAAUAUUUGCCCUCUGAUUUGAAUGUAAAUAAGAAGCAGCAACUUUUCCUGGAACAAAACCAAACUGCUAUUGAAGAUGAUGCACACUCUGAAUCAGACACUUCAUUAUUUUCUAUUUUGUCGUUGUUUUAAAUUCAAAUAAAAUGAUUUGUGAAUUGAACAUUAUCUUUUUUAAUUUUGUUUAGAAUUCAGAUAUAUAAAAACAAAUUAUGCAAACUUAUAGCACUCUAAAACUACACUAUUACAAGCGACUUUCCAGCAUUUAUAAUACUGUUCUGUUAAAAUAUAUCAAUAAAAAAAAUUAAUCAUACACAAAUAUAUAUAUACCUAAAUUAACAUAUUUGAGCCAUCAUUGUGUAGCAGAAAAAGUCGAUUAUCUCAAAAAUGGAUAUAUAGCAUUUUGAAAAUCGACUCUUCAAAUAUUUUUAUGUACCGGUAUACAAGUUAUCAAAAUAUAUAAAGUACAUAUUAUCUAUUCAAUAUAAUGAACAAAUUAUUAACUGAUAUAUUUAAAUAAUAUUAUACAAUAUUAUAUGGACAAUAUUCAGAUUUAAUUCAAAUUUAACAGUGAAUUCACAAAUUCGUAGAAUUUGUUAAAUUCACUGAAGCUAUGUUUUUGUGUUUUAUACUGAGAAAUGAUUCAACUGAUGGCUAUUACUAAAGAUUAACCUAAUAUUACUUACUUGGUGAUUUAAUUAGAACACAGUAAAAUAAUAUUUACAUAAAAACAAUGAUUAAUUUUUAUGUUUUUAAUGCUUCAACAAAAUCUUUGGUUUGACAAAUUUGCUACAUAUUUAGGCUAGGUCUAGACCUCAAAUGAUGAUACGUGACUGAGUGUUCGAAAACAUACCUAUCCAACUAAGAAGAAAGUAUAAUAUAAAAAUAAUUGGUAAAUUUGAGUUAAGAAAAAUAGUAUGUAAAUAAUUUUAAAUACUUUUAUUAAAUGUCUUGUGAAACAAUUGAGUAUCAUAGCAUGAUUAAUAAUUUUUUUUGAGAAUCGAGUUCAAUGGAUAUUCGAGCUUUGUCUCAUUCUAACUUAUGGAGAAAAAAAAGACAAAACGCAAUUCUCCUAUCCUAAUUCUCUUAGACUUGGACUGUACAGCUUUAGAUUACGUACCAUUUCAUCAUAAAGCUUUUGAAUUUUAAAAAAUGUCCACUAUUUUGUGAAAAAAAAUAGUGAACAGAAUGUGAAAAAAGCGUACUGUCCGCUCAAAUAGUUGACACCUGGCAACCUUACCAAAGCGUAAGUUGACCAUUAGCAGAAUAUUUUUUGUUGUCAAAAUACAAUUUACUUUGAGUCUUAGCAUUUUUAUCUCUGGGGCAAAAUCAGAUUUAUUUUGAAAAAAGUGCCAUUUUUUUUUACCUAGGGCACUCAAUCAAGCAUGUCAUUAUUUUAUAAAGAAAUUUUUUAUUGAAAAUCUUUCACAACACUUACAGAGCUAAUUAACAAACUGUGUGUUUUAAAUAAAUGAUGUUGCUAAUUUACGAUGGAGUGCUCACAACACUUACAGAGCUAAUUAACAAACUGUGUGUUUUAAAUAAAUGAUGUUGCUAAUUUACGAUGGAGGUAAACUUUUUGUUGGAGGACACCUCAAAUAGCACAAUCUACUGGGUUUAGGUCCGGGCUGUUUUUGAUCCUCAUGUCUGGUUUGAUGAAGGUUACUUUCUCCUGAUGAAAAGGUUAAUUGUGGUUCUUGCCACAUGUAUGUGCGAAGGAGCUCUGUCCUGUUGCAGUGUCUAUUUGUGACAAUUACAUGUGCCUCAAAUAUCUAGAAUUUCCUGGUAUGUGUUCUCAAUAAUACUCACUGUUUUCAGUUUUGUUCUAUGUUCCACAAACACUGCACUGGUUUUUCCCAUCCAACUCUAUGAAACUAUGAUGACAAGACUGAGUUGUUCACAUUUGCGUAAAAGUUUGGCUGCUGGAAGUGUUUUCUUUUUUGUUUUUUUUAAACAUGCUUCAGAAUAAACAUGAUCAUUUUGAGAAUUAUCAAGUGAGGAUAGAGUUUGUGUCUAUUCGUCUGCAAACCAAAUGGUUUGGACACUUCUCUCAUUUGGAAACCUAUCAUUGACUUCAUUGCUAGCAUUUUAAUUUGCAGUUUUCGUUAUGACCUGCUCUAUUACUUGCUUGUACUGUACGUUUGAAGAUCUAACCUUACAGUGUUUUGCUAUGUUCUUUGUGAUAUGCCAGUUUUUCCUUUGACCCUUGCAACUGUGAGGAUCAUCAUUAUGGCUGCAAAUCAUCUCACUCACCCGCUGAAUCUUCUGCACUUUUCUAACUAGCCAGGUGGCUUCUUCCAAGUUUGAAAGCUUUUAAGGAGAGGAUUUAAAUGAUACUGAUGAUGAUUUUAACAUUCCCCAUGACGAUCUCCGUUCGGAUUCUUAUUUUUAGUAAAUCUGAUACUAGCCCACUCUACAGCAUGAUCUGUGCCACAGUUCCUGGGUUAAAGUCAGAAUAAAAUCUGUUAUUUUUGUCAUUGUAUAAAAGCAGUAAACACUGAAAACCUAAAUCAAAAUAUAAAGACCAGAAUCUAACAAAGUUAUGGGCGUCAUAUGUUAUCUAAAUGAGAAUGUUUCAGUUCAAAAGCUAUCAAAAAUUAAAUUCUAUAUACAUUCUUUUUUUUUCCUCCUCUCUGUAUAUCUGACUCCUGGUUACAUGAUUCUCAUAUCUAAUUGAUUUAUUAAAUUUUAAUAUAAAAACUAGUAAAAACGUUUUUUAUUGUCAAAAAAAUUAGGGAUUUAUAAUUUUUUACUUUUUCCUCCCCUUAUCCUUUCCUGCACUCCCCUAAUGACAAAUAAUGAACCUUAGGCUCCUACUCAUUUCCCAUGCACUCCCAUCUUGCCCACUCUAAACUGCACCCUUCUUUCUCAACCCUAUCAAUCAUUCUUCACUUUCAUGACACUCACUCUCACACUAUCCUCUUUCACUUACCAGCAUUGACAAUCCCUUUAACCCUCCCUCCCACACCAUUAUUUUGGGUUGCCACGUAAAUGUUCCUACAUGGCUCAUCUUUCAUGUCAAUCAAAAGUUGCAAUUAAUUGUUUUUCCUUGGCAUAAGUCUCAAUGUAAAUAGUUGUCAAAAGCAUACCAUCAGCUGGGUACAUAUUAAUUUCAUUAUUAAGUUUUUGAUGAAAAAUGCACUUUCUUUUCUAUUUGUUUUCAUGCAGGCCUGAAUGGAAAAAUACCGUAAAUGAAAACAAAAAUAAUCAUAAAUGAUAAAUAAGAUUGCCGGGUAGUGAGUUUCUCCUUUCCAUAAAUAUAAUUAUAACAAUGGAUCUUUUCGACACUGGAAUUAAUAUAUUUUAAAACUGUGUAAGUAAAAUGUUAUUUUCCUUUUUGGCAGCUUCGCCAAAGUGUUUUUCAGUUUGUUCAAAACCAGCUGGCUCCGAAAGCUGCAGAGAUUGAUAAAACAAAUGAUUUUAAAGACCUUAAAGUAAGUGUGGUGCUCUUGUUUAAUUUUCUUAUCUUAAUAAUAUGUCAAGAAUAGUCAAAUGUUUUACUGAUGUAUUUCUGGAUUUAUUUUACUUGUAACAUGGAUUUUUUUAUGUGAUUUUUUUUCUAAUGUGUAGAAACCUAGAUAUGUGCAGGACUCUUAAGCUUAAAGUCAAUCACAUUUUUUUAUUUACUGUCAAUGCUCUAAGAGUUUGAAUCAAAUUUAAACAAAUGUAUGCAUUAUGAACCCUAUGGUCAACUUUCUGUAUGUAAUUACAUGUGUUAUAAAUAAAAGAAAAGGGAUGGCAGCUUUUUCAGCAUUUUUUGUCAAAUUCUUAAUUUCUCUAGCAAUUCUGGGUAGAAUGUGGAAAAAUGGGUCUUCAUGGAGCAACAGCACCAAGUAAGAAAAAAAUGUUUGACUUUUUUUUUUACAGUCAUUAAUUUUUUGUGUUCAUUUCAUAAUAUUACGUAUGUAUAAAUUUGUAUAAUUUGCUGUAUCAUUAAUAGUGCCAGUGUUAAAAAAAAUAUUCUCAAGUUGAGGAUUUUUAAUAACCAUUCAUUUGAUUUAGGUAAAUAUGGAGGUUCAGAAUUGGGCUACCUUGACCACUGCAUCAUAGUGGAAGAAAUGUCUCGAGCUUCAGCUGCCAUAGCUCUCAGCUAUGGGGCUCACUCCAAUUUGUGUAUCAACCAGAUAGUUAGAAAUGGGACUGAAGCACAGAAAGAUAAAUAUCUGCCAGGAGUGAGUUUUUUGUUUGUUUUUUUUUUUUUAAAGUAAAAACAGAAAAAUGUUAAUUUACAGCCUCCAAAUAUACUUGGAAAAAGAAUUCAAAACAAAAAGUUAAACUUUUGAUUCCUUUUCAAAUGAAUUAUGACAUAUAAGAAAGCAUUAAAGCAUCAUAUUUUGCCCAAUGAUUCUAAAUUUUGUAUAUGUCUCAAUUUCAACAUUUUCAGAAGCCCAUCAAUAGUUUCACCUGAUUUGUGACACUAUUUGAUUUGCAUUAAUUCCCUCUUUAAUUUUUAGUUGUAGAAAAUUCGCCAACAAGAAAUAUAUGAAAAAAAAUGAACUUUAAAAAAAUUUCAUCAUAAGAUGAGUUCGAUCGGGUCAAAUUCUUUCCCUUAAAAAAGACUGAAAGAAUUUAAUAGCAUGCUCCUCCAGCACUUACCAAAUUCUAAAUGAUCACUAAUUAACUCAUUAUUUUCAGUAAAGGAGUUAAUUUUAUUUUUUUGGUCUAUAAUGGCUGAUAUUUUCACCAGAGUAAUACUUUAGAUAUCUUGGGUUUAAAUUGUUUUAAUUGUAAAAUGUUUACGUUGUUAAAAUAUGUAUUCCUAUAUGUGAUGAAAAUAAAUAUGUACAAAAUAACAACAAAAAAUAUUUCCAUUUAUUUGAAUCAAUAAAAGAAUCUAAUCUUAUCUUAUUCUCUUUGCCCCCCCCCCCCCCCUUCCUUUUUUGUUCUCCCCCACACACACAUUCAUCUAUCCUUGUAUAAUUACAUUAGUAGGUAUUCUAAAUUUCAUAAAUUUGUUAAAAUUUAAUGAAAAUAUUAAUAACUUUACAGCUUAUAUCUGGGGAAAAGAUAGGGGCUCUUGCCAUGAGUGAGGCAAAUGCUGGAUCAGAUGUUGUUUCUAUGAAACUCACAGCAACUAAAAAAGGCUAGUAUUUCGAUAUGUGAAAUCUUGACACUUAUUUAAGGAAUAGGAUCUCUAACAAAAUUUUUUUUAUUAAAAGCUUACAUGAAUUAAAAUCAAUAAUUUUGUUGAGAUAAAGGUGUCUUAUUUUUACCUUGGAAGGAGAGAGUUUCUGAUCUGAAAUUUUCUACCUGUUUUAAAUUAGUUCAUAUUUCAAGUUUAAACAAAAUGACUAAACAGUGUAACCAGUGUAAUGCCAUUUGAUUAUCACUCAGUAGGCAUUGGGACAAUGACAUCAGAGCAUUGUGAGAUUCUAAAAUAGCAUGGAUACAAGCGUUAUAUAAGUCUUCAAUCAAUCAAAGUAAUGAAGGUUAUUAACAACUUCAUAUUUAAUUUGUAUUUUUGUCAAACGACUUACAGCUGAUGACUCAAAUGUUUUUGAUAAAACAAAAAGUAAAGAUGACUCAAGUUACUUCUUUUUUCAGGGGAUCAUUAUGUGUUGAAUGGUACCAAGUUUUGGAUUACUAAUGGACCAGAUGCUGAUGUUCUAGUAGUUUAUGCUAAAAGUGACCCUAAAAGUGCCAAACCCCAGCAUGGGAUUACAGCUUUCAUCAUUGAAAAGGUGUGUUAACUCAUUCCCUACUGUUGUGACUAAAUGUGUCGGUGGGGAGGUGGAGGGAGUGGCAUCAGAUGGAUGCAUCCUGGCACGUCUUUGGUUGUCAUUUAAAAAUAGAAAUGAAAUGACAGUCCCUAGAAACUGGCAGUGAUGGCAUAAUUGUUCCUUAUUUCAAUUUAAAAAACACUGAAAGUUUUUAUUUUGUUUCACUUUCACUCUUUGUGUGCUUCAGUAUGGUGCAUCUAUUUAUAUCUAUCACCGUUUUGUCUGAGGUGCCAGAAAUCAAUUUAUUUGGUUGUUGUUUUUUUUAAUUUGUUUACUGUUAAUUUUACAGUUUUCUUAAACCUAAUUCAUUUCUGGGGGAUUUGCCCUUAAUUAUUCAUAUUUAGCAGCCAAAAAUUAUUUUACAAGUGUAAAUCAAUUGCAAAACCAAGUUAUUUUAGGUACAGAAGUAGCAGUAGGGAAUUAGUUAGAUGUAACAUCUAACUUGAUUGCUUAAAAUUUAAGCUUUUAAAUAUUCCUUUCCUCAACGUGUUAUAUUUUACUCCUUGUUGUACACACAAGGCUUUUAAUGGUAUAUGGAUAGAAAUUUGUUUCUUUACUCUUUGUUGUGCUCUAAUGACCAAAUGUCAAUUACAAAAUAAUAAUCAAAGACAUCCCACAAGUGUUUCAAAAUUCCUAUGACAAAUAACUGCUUGUCUUUGUUGAGUAACCUAUCAGGUAUUUUGGUCAAUUGUGUGUUUGCUAAAGACAAUUUCUAUAAAAUAGUAAAGACAUGUUAUGCCAUAUGCUUAUUGCAGAUAUACCACUACAGGAAAUUUUUAAAAUUUAGAUUAAUUUUCUGAAUUUCAAUUAAAUUCUAUAAACUACUUUCAGGGCAUGCCAGGCUUUUCAACAAGCCCAAAACUGGAUAAACUAGGCAUGAGAGGUUCAAAUACAUCAGAGCUUGUGUUUGAAGAUGUUAAAGUUCCAGGCAAGAUUGUUUUUUCACAUUCAUAAUAUAUCUUCAACAAUAAGAAAAAUAUGCCAAAUAUUUAUUCUGUAUUUUGUUUGGGGUUAUCAGAGAAAUGAUUUGUAUUGUCCACCUAACUGAGACAUGGAUCAUUUGACAAGUAGUGAACAUUCAAAAUCCUCAUUUUUGCAACACUUUAUUGCAAUAGAAGAUGCUAACAUCAUCAAAAUGAUAAAAAUUAAACCAACUUUUCAUGAAAAUUCAUCCAUAAACAUAACAUAACUGUAUUGUUGAUCUACUCGAAAAAUAUAAUCUGCCAUUUAAAAUUCCGUUUCGUAAAUUUAAAAUUAAGAAUAAUAGUAAAUCAUUUACUUAUAACUUCAAGAAAGCAGCAAAAUGUUUUGAAAUUUCUGGGCUUAAAGUGGUAAUGUUAUUUUCUUUUGGUUAGCUGAAAAUGUUGUGGGAAAAAUAGGUCAAGGCAUUUACAUCCUUAUGUCUGGCCUUGACAUUGAGCGUGGCUUGAUAGCUGCAUGUCCUAUAGGGUGAGCAAAAGUGUUUUUUCACAAAAUUGGAUCCUACUCCUUAUUUAAUAGAAAGCUGUAUGGUCAGUUUACCAUGUAAAACCUUAUUAAAAGUAACUAAUGCAUAGUCAGAAAUAAUAUAGGGAUCCUGCGAAAGUGCCAGACGUUAUUAGUUGGGAACCUUUGCUUUAAGCUUCUGUUUUAAUUACUGCUCCGGGUACAACAAAAUUGUAAUUUUUGCUAGUACAAUUUUGGCAAAAGUUGUGUUAAAACAGUUUUAGUUGCCACUGACUAUUUGAUCCAUUUCAGUUGUAAUGACAACAAUUAGUUUUUCUGCAGCUUCACAGAUAAAUUAAAUUUGAGAUUUUUUUUCAAUUUAAUUAUUCAACUGAUUCCCUCUUGCAAAUUGAUCUUUCUUAUUUUUCUCCCCUCCCCCUCUCAAACCAAUAUUUUCCAUGCAAGUUAUAUGAUAUCAGUAAUAGAAUGUGUAAAAUUUGUGAGCAGUUCUGCUAGCCAUUAACUUCAAUUUACAUUUUUAAAUCGUUAAUGGACAAAAAAACUUCAAUUCAUUAAUAUUGAAGUUGAAGCAAUUUUUACAAGACAAUUAUUUCUUUUUUGGAAAUGUUUUUUUUUUUUUUUUUUUUUUUAAAAAAUAAACAUAUUAAAAAAUUGUUUUUUUUUUGAAAUUUUCCAUUCAAUUUACAUUUUUAAAUCGUUAAUGGACAAAAAAACUUCAAUUCAUUAAUAUUGAAGUUGAAGCAAUUUUUACAAGACAAUUAUUUCUUUUUUGGAAAUGUUUUUUUUUUUUUGUUCUAAAAAAUAAACAUCAUAAAGAAUUGCUUCUUUCUUGAAAGUUUCCACUACUGUACAUCAGUGAAAUAUCAUUUACCUAAUGCCUCGAAAUUUGGUGAUUGCCUAAGUGCAGAUUUGUUCAUGUUAUUUUCAAAGAAUGAUAACAAAUGCAAUUAAUUAAUGAUCAUGUAAAUGGAAAUGGAGAUAUUUGCCAAUUAUCCCUCUUACAUAUUCUUCAAUGUCAUUACAGUAUACUAAUUGACAACCAAUAGUCGCUCUAAGUUUUUAACAUGUAAAAAAACUUGUUCAAUAAAUCUGUUUGAAUGAUUUUUUAAAUGAAUCUUUAAAUGGACCAAAGAACCUGAGUUUCAUCAUUCAAAUGUUGAGAUAUCUCAAAACUCCCUUUUGUUCCUCAAUUAAUCUCAUGAUUGAUUAAAUAUUUUUGUAUUUGUAAGCUCUCAAAUUAUUGACUCUUCACUCCUUUUCUUUGCUUAGUUGAGAACGUCAUGGGUUCUACUGGCAAAGGAGUCUAUGUCUUAAUGAGUGGCUUGGAUAUAGAAAGAUGUGUUCUUUCUGCAGGUCCUAUUGGGUAGGUGAGGAUUCUAAAAUGAGCAUUUGUUAUCAUUCUAACAUGUCCCAGUACAUUUUAUUGGUACAGUAUUUAAAAUAUAUAUUGUUUUGAAAUGAAUGUUUUUGACUAUGGUAAUUUUAAAUAUUAGAGUGAAUACUAACUUUCCAUUACUUUAAUUAUCGGUAUAUAAUGUAGCUUGACCAGUUACUUGAACUUUUUAAUUUUUGCUUUAUUUCACUGCUAAAAAUCUUGAAUUUUAUCUAACCAGUAUGACUAGUUUCCAAUAUGCCUGACACGCCAUUGUAGAGUUGUAAAAAUAUAAUAACCAAGUCCACACACUGAGUUAAAAUGCUAGUCUGCUGAGCCUUUUCUGAUUUGCUUAAGAUAUAGGACUCGGCUUGGAAACAUUAGCCUAAGACCGAGAGCAUGCAGAAAGUCACCACACGGAUAACCUGUCAGGUCCACUUACCACACAACUGCUUUUUGUUUUUACUCUUUCCACUUCAAUCCCCCUGUGAGGUUUUUUUUCCAGCUUUUUAAUAUACAUCCAAAACAUGGACCAAUUAAGAGAAACAUAAAAACACCACUAACUAACGACUACUUAUUGCCAAAUACUUUCACAACAUAAAACAAAAUCAAUGUAAUGAGCUACAUCACUUUAUCCCCCAGAGAUUACUUUUCCUCUUCCUUUUAAAAUCUCACUGAAAAAAUCUUUUCAGUACCCAGUAUUAAGAAAACAUUUGAUUUUUUAUUUUCCUGUUAGUAAUAAGCAACCAGUGCUUAUUUUUAUAUAAGAAAAUAAUAAAUUAAAAAAACCUUUCAGAAUCAUGCAAGCCUGCUGUGAUGUGGCAUUUCAAUAUGCUCAUGUGAGAGAAUGCUUUGGUGAAAAGAUAGGUCACUUUCAGGUAAUUGACUAAAUGGACAUCAUUGAGACAGCCUUUAAACAAUGUAUAAUAAAUUUGUGCAUAAUGCCAUACUAUCAUUAGUUGGUCACUGUCCUUGACUAAAUGACCUAUUAAGUGACUGAAUUUUACAAUCUGCCUCUUAAUUUGAAUUUUUGAUGAUUGGAGAGCCAAGUUCUGGUACUAACUAUAACUUGAACAUACCGGUUACCGGUACUCAAAAGAAAGAUUUAAAACUUUUUAAUUGAAUUUUUAAAAUUAAUAUUAAUCAUUUUGAAAAAGCCUGCUAAAAAUAUUAUUUUCAAUUUUCAUAUAACUACAUAAACUACCAGUAUGGUAUAAAGCAAUGCUAUAAAAAUUACAAAGACUUAGAAGUACCCGGUAGAAGUAAAGGUGAUUAUUUAGAAUUAAGUGCUUGCAAUUGCAAGCAUGUGUUGUAUUUUUGUUCCUGCACCAAUGCAUCCAAGUUGAUGUAUAUUGAAUAUACCUGCAUGUUACAGAUGAUACAAGCUAAAAUGGCUGACAUGUACACAGUUCUGAAUGCAAGCAGGUCCUAUGUUUACAAUGUUGCACGAGCUCUAGACCGUGGAGAAAGACAUCCAAAUGUAAGACUAUUUAAUAAUCAACCAAAAAUGUAGAUGCAAAUAAAAUUGCCAACAUUUAGAGUUAAAAUUAUAAUUAUUUCCAUUUCUGGGCAGUUGAAAUAUUCCAGUAUAGUCAAAUCACAACAACGAAAUUGCCAAUUCAGUUUCAAUCAAAAUCAAAUUAUUUUGUUUUACUCCUAUAAAGUAAUAACUUGUCGAAAAAUAAUUAAAUGUUAUGUCCAAAUUUAGUUAUAGUUAUAUUUCUGAGAGUGAAUAACAAUUGUUUAAAUGCCUAGGACUGUGCUGGUGUCAUCCUGUACACAGCAGAAGCUGCCACUAAAAUGGCUCUAGAUGCUAUUCAAAUAUUGGGUAAGUCAUAAGUAGAUAAUGAAACAAUCUUACUUUUUCUCUUGACCUUGGUUGAAACAAAAUGAUUUGUAGUUCAAAAUAAUUUAACAAUAGCCAGGGAUACCAAGUGAAGAAAUUAAUAUUUUAAGUUUAAGCUUAUAAAGAUUAAAAUAUUGUAUUUAUUUAAAUUAAAUAACAUAGGUUAGUCAUUACAUUUAAGCAAUUUGAUACAGUACUUAGGACAUAGGUAUCAUUAUGUCUCUUUUAUUACUUUUUAGUUAAUUUAUGCAAUAAAUUUUAUGGAUUUUCUCAGUUUUUUAUGUUUUGCUCAUAUUGUCCAUGAAAGCAACUAAAAUAUUUCUGCAUUAUUUCUUUAUUAUUUUAUCAAGUAGGCCAACCAACACAAAAAAUUGCCAUAGUCACAUUUAAAUGAUUUCCUAGCUGAAACAAUAAUAAACUUAAAAGGAAACAAAAGGAUAAACUUUAUACCAGUUGCUGGGCUGCUUAUCUUUCAUUUGUGUGUCUUAGGACAAAAUGUUCUUUCUAUCAAUGAUUUCUUUAUUGAUAUAUUCAACUCAAAACUUUAGGUAUAAUUAUUUGCUUGCUUUUUUAAAUAUAUUCAUAAUUUUUUUUCCUUAGGUGGAAAUGGUUAUAUCAAUGAUUAUCCUACUGGUCGUUUGCUAAGGGAUGCAAAGUUGUAUGAAAUUGGAGCAGGCACAAGUGAGAUCAGACGUCUUGUCAUUGCCAGGGCAAUAAAUGCUCAUUACAGAUAAAAUCAACAUUAUCAACUGUGAUAGUUGCUUGUUUACUCACAAAACAAUAAACACAAAGUACUAUCAGUAGUUAUGUCUGCUUUGGUAGGAUUUCUUAUCUUGUUUAAGAUAGAUACUGGUAU